GAGAGAGAGAGAGAGAGAGAGAGAGAGAGAGAAGCUAACACUAAUAAUUGUCUCCUUUUCCACUGCUUGGGUUUCCUACCUUCAUAAUUGGGUUACAACACACGUUCAGGACCGUAAAACAGAGGUGGGUGUCCGUGGGCUGUACACAACGAUAACGAUUGAGAUAAGAUAUCACACGGUCUCCCUUUCACCACAAACUCGCACUCUCAUAAUGGUUAAAAACUUGUCAUUAAUUUUUUUCUGAAUUAUUGACGUGAGGCCAUUUAUAUACGCCUUUUAUUUAUUUCCAAACGGAAAGAUAGGCAGUAAAGAAACCAUGCACCCACACAAUGGUUGUGCGUUAUCUUGUUCCAUUUAUUCCGUCCGGGAUAAGGAUAGGUAUUAUAAUUUUCUUGCGUUACCUUCCUGUAGUACUUGCAAUCAUGAUGAGCAGCAUUAUGCGCCACGAGUAAGAACCAAGCACGCAGAAUGUCUCAAGUACUUUGUUACUGGCUGUCGUGGCGUGGAAGCUUUGUCCGAUCGUGUCUGCCACUCGCCCUUAACUAAAAAUAUUGGUUGGGAGGUGGCGAAGCAGUAAGGCCGUCAAAAGGAGGCAGAGUACUGUACUCCACUCUCAACUUCACCCCGGCCCCCUCGGCCCCUCCCCUGCGCGCGCCACAUGGUUGCUUGGAUAUCACGUGGACGCGAACCAGCAGCGGGUGGCUAGCGCCAGCACCAGGUUUAUGUCCAGUGCCUUGUGGUGGUAGCAGCGGUAGCGGGAGUUACUCAGUGCGCCUCGUGUUACACAACGUCGAUAUAAUCCAGACCUUGGUGCUACGCUGUCCUGUGUUACAAGCUCCCGCACACCACUCAGCGGGGACUGAAAUAUCGAGAUGUCGGGGCUGAUGGCGUGGUUCUGGAACGAGGAUGUGUGGCUGCCCCCUGGCUACACUUGGUAUUAUCUCACCCACUCUACUCACUUCAACUUCCCCAAGUUCUUGGACAUCUGGACCUACCCCUUCGCCAUCGCUGUCGCCUUCGUCAUCCUCCGCUACCUCAUACUUAAUCCCUUUUUAUUCUACCCACUCGCUCGGGCGAUAGGGAUCAAGAAUUCUCGGCCCCGUCCUCCUCCCCAUGAUAAUGUCCUGGAGGCAGUCUUCAAGCAGUACCGCACGCGCCCCUCUCCAGAAGCUCUUACUAAUGCCGCCUCGGCUAUGGGAUGGGAGGAGCGCCAGGUUGAGAGGUGGCUACGGCAGCGUGUUGCCACCAUUAGGACUUCUCCUCGAACCAAGUUCUGUAACCUUGCUUGGGAAACUACUUACUACAUCUCGUACUCGAUUCUGGGGCUCUAUGUGCUGUGGGACAAGACGUGGCUGUGGGACAUCGAUUACUGCUUUAUUGGUUUCCCUGAGCACAGCGUGGACGACUGUGUGUGGGUCUACUAUAUGGUGUCGCUGGGGUAUUAUUGGUGCAUGACCAUAACGCACUUCUUUGAAUACCGCCGCAAAGACUCAAAUCAGCUCUUCGUGCACCAUCUGCUCACUAUUCUUCUCAUCUCCUUCUCGUGGGCUGUGAACUUCGUGCGCAUCGGAACGCUAGUGCUAAUUGUUCACGAGUGUGGCGACAUCCCAAUGCUGGUAGCCAAGAUCUGCAAGCUGUGCGGGUUUAACCGGGGCAUGGAUGGCUUCUUCCUGGUGUUCCUGCUUCUAUGGCUGAGUACGCGUGUUGGUCUGUACCCAUUCUGGAUAAUGAGGACCACGCUCUUUCGCGCUCAUGUGAUUCUGCAGAUGUGGUACCCCGUCUACUACAUCUUUAACGGACUUCUGCUACUCUUAUUGUUUAUCCACAUUAUGUGGACGUACCUUAUUCUCAGGAUUGUGGUGCGUAUGUUGAUUUAUAAAGAAAUCUCUGACGUUCGCUCCUCUUCUGAUGCUUCAGACGAGGACGAGGCCGAUGCCGCUAAGAAGGAGGCGUAGGCUGACGCGGCACUUCCCACGCCUAUCUUUUUCGCCAGCUCUUCUCUCCUACUUGUUCAGAGCCUCCGUGGCGAGCUGUGGCUCCUGCAUCUGCUUCAGAGUUUUAUCCCAAUGCAUGAGUCGCCAACACUUUCUCAUAUCAAAGUAGCGUUCAACCCAAGGCCUCUAUAGACUAAGCAUAUCAUUGCGUGCACAAUCUUUGAUAAUAUCCGGCGGCCUCUGAUUGAUGAUAGUAGCCAUCGUAGCAUUUACAGUUCCGUCGUGGCGUCGCCCCAUGUCGGGGGUAGGUCGUCAUCUCUGGUAAUUAGCUUGCCAAAUAGCUCAGCUCCUUUGUAAUUUAUUUGUUUUCUGUUACUUUGUUUAUCAAUGAGUUUAAGUGAAUAAAUGUUCGUUCGUCUUUCCGAAGUACAAAGCAUCUGCUAAGCCGCCGUGCCAAGCAAGACUAGCCCCAUGUGUCUGUAUCUACCAUACUGUUGCAGCCCACCUGCGCGGCGGCAAGGUUCCCAAUUUCCGAGUGCAAAACAUUCCAGUGACUUUCUUUCCUAACCCUUGCUCGGUGCUGUUAGUGUCGCACCACUGCCCUACUCCCGGAGAGCCGCAUCACGUUUGGCCGGGCGUGGGGCAGAGGCUGGCGGCAUCUUCCACCGGCCGCAGAUGGUGUAGUGACCAAGCAGUAAUUCACUGAGGACGGAAAGCUUGGAACUUACUGUGUUACGAAGUGAUAAAAAAAUGUACUAGGAACAGACUUGCUUCUUGUUACGAUGCCAACUAAAUGAGUUUAUAAAACUACUAGUUCUUCAGA
This is a messenger RNA of Eriocheir sinensis (Chinese mitten crab), 2757 nucleotides long. Its product is annotated as ceramide synthase 6-like. Lineage: Eukaryota; Metazoa; Arthropoda; Malacostraca; Decapoda; Varunidae. Gene Ontology annotation, molecular function: sphingosine N-acyltransferase activity. The record is from RefSeq and is a predicted model, not a curated record. Bases 873 to 1955 code for a protein of 360 amino acids. The transcript has 2 exons. Gene Ontology annotation, biological process: ceramide biosynthetic process. Gene Ontology annotation, cellular component: membrane.